Akanthomyces muscarius is the source of this 291-nucleotide messenger RNA. RefSeq lists its product as uncharacterized. Bases 1 to 291 code for a protein of 96 amino acids. The transcript has a single exon. Lineage: Eukaryota; Fungi; Ascomycota; Sordariomycetes; Hypocreales; Cordycipitaceae. The record is from RefSeq and is a predicted model, not a curated record.
AUGUCCACAAGUCCGAGUGGCGAAAGAACGAUUUGGGGCACGGUGGCAAUUCCCGCAUCUCCAGAGAUUGGCGCUACACAAAUUGAAAGUAGAGACGAUGGAUGGCUCAAUGAAGCCGAGCUUUUGUCCAACGCUGAUCUUUCUAUGCAGCUGGAUGCUAUCCAUAUUGCGGAACAAGAGGACAGGAGUAAGCCUGAAAUCGGCAACUCCACAGGAUCUACCGGAGGUGGUAAGAAGAAGAAGAAACAGAAGAUCACUCUAAUGAGCACCGGUGGCCGUAGAGGCUUCUAG